Molecule: messenger RNA, 645 nt
Organism: Helobdella robusta
Lineage: Eukaryota; Metazoa; Annelida; Clitellata; Rhynchobdellida; Glossiphoniidae
Exons: 7
Coding region: 1-645 (214 amino acids)
Cellular component (GO): cytoplasm; plasma membrane
Molecular function (GO): phospholipid binding; protein binding
Source: RefSeq, a predicted model, not a curated record
AUGAAGUUUCAGAAAGAACUUAAAAGGUAUCACAGCAAUUUGACAGAAAUGUUAGCUGCCACGGACAGCAUGUUCAGAGUGAUCAAGGAAAUGUAUGAACCAACGUGGAUUGGAUACACAGAGUAUGUCGUCGCUACACAGCACCUGCCAUCGUCAUUGGAAGCACUCCACUUGAACAUUAUAGAACAUUUGAUAACUCCUUUCAAUCUCUACAUGUCUCAGUUUCCAGAAAUCAAGGCAAAAAUAAACAAGAGAAAUCGCAAGCUGAUGGAUUAUGACAGUGCCAGGCACCAUCACGAUUCCCUCAUGUCUAAGAAAACUCAAGACACUAAAUCCAUCCAAAAUGUGGCGAAGGAACUUGAGAAAACUCAAAAGAUAUAUGAUGACAUCAAUGCAGAAGUGAAUAAGGAGAUGGCAGAUUUUUAUAACAGUCGUGUGUUUGCAACAGCAACUGCUUUCAAUGCACUAAUCAAUGCUGACCUGACAUACUUCAACGAUGCGGGAAAGAAAGCUGGCAACAACAAUAGGUUUGCUAACAAGAUUGAAUUUAUGUUGAAUUCAUAUUCCGUACAUGACAUAUUGAACAUUUACCUAGCUAAAUCGAUGAAAAGAGCCAUGUUUACAACAACCAUGUCAAUACACUGA